Chlamydomonas reinhardtii is the source of this 1163-nucleotide messenger RNA. RefSeq lists its product as uncharacterized. NCBI's taxonomy places the organism in Eukaryota, Viridiplantae, Chlorophyta, Chlorophyceae, Chlamydomonadales, Chlamydomonadaceae. The coding region runs from base 49 to 987 and encodes 312 amino acids. The record is from RefSeq and is a predicted model, not a curated record. The transcript has 4 exons.
GCAACUCUGUGCGGCCUUCCUGCGGUGUUCGGCAGCUUCAGCCGGGUCAUGCACGCGGGCGCGAGCAUAGGGACCGCCGUGCGCGUCGCGAUGUUCGGCGACGGCACUGGCAACAUCGUCCUGGCGGCGCGGCACUGCAUCGAGGAGGGCGGCGCCUGCCCGCACGACCUCAGCACGUUCGGGUCGGCGCUGCUCUUCGUGGCGGCGCGGGCGGACCUGGACGUGGCCGUGUUCCGCGGCCGCCGGGGCCCCGGCCUGUGGCUGCUGCAGCGACGCUGCUGCCGGGCGGCGGGGCAGCAGCAGGCUCAGCGGGCCCACUCACGUAUCUGUGUUGAUGGAUGCAAUGCCCGCUGCCCAGUGGCGCUGUUCUUGGAGAGCACGCCUGUGUCCACCAUCGGCGCCUCGGCUGCCGUGGUCACGACAGGAAUGCCCAACAGCUCCGGCGGUGCGGUGCUCAGCGGCAGCGGCAGUGGCGGCGACACGCUGCUGCUGGCUGGCACCUACACACACCGCCGCGGCAGCGGCGGCGGCAGCAGCACCGGCACUAGCGCUAGCGGCAGAAGCAGCGGCAGCGGCAGCACGUCGCCGACCCUAAUCGAACGAGACCCCGAUGCACUGUGGACGCCAGGCGCUGCUGCGUUUGCGACUGCGUCCGCCGCCAGGAUGUCAGCGCCUGACGUCCAGAGUGCAUCGGGGUCUCGUUCCAUUUGGGGCCGGCGACGUGCUGCCGCUGCUGCUGCCGCUGCUUCUGCCGCUAGCGCUAGUGCCGGUGCUGCUGCCGCCGCCGCUGCCGCGGCUGGGGACGUCGCCAAGUCGGCGGAGCUCAGCCGGCUCAACAUCGCACACAAGAACAGCAUGGGUAUCUUCACAACGGCGCCCGCGCUGUGGCAGCUGCUCCAGGCUGCAGGCGUGGCUCCGCCGGACCCGGAGCAGGUGGCUGCUGCUGAUCAGGCGGCCCGGCGCACUACCAAGCGCGGCCGCCACUGAGCCCCUGACCCGUACUUGGGCGGACCAAGUGCUGGGCUGGACCAGCAGCCAUCGGUCAGCACAGACGCAACAGGUGUGGAAGAUGGUCGUAGUGAAGCGGUACUGGUGGAGAUCUCCGCUGUCCGCCUUCCAAAGAUAUGCGUCCAGACGUCCAGUGGUUCAAGUUCCCAACUCAC